AUGGUUCCAACUUGCCGACCAGUCCAGACCUGGCUUUGCCGUGAGGUUAAAUGUCACCCAGCCACUGUGAAAGCCGUUAAGGCGCUGCACAGCCAUGCCCGCCUGGGUGCCCUCGCCGCCCAGCACAAGCGCCCGAUGGAGGAGCCGACCGGCCCGCCCCGGAGGCCUGGCAGCCAGUUUGACUGGGCGCUGACGAGACUGGACAGCUCGGUGCGCAGGACAGGCCGCAUCCCCAAGUCGCUCCUGCAGAAGGUCUUCAGCCAAACCUGCAGCUCUGGCACCCCCAGUGGCAACCAGGCACUGCUGCUCCUGCGUAGCUGUGGCUCGCUCCUGCCAGAACUGCAGCAGUCAGAGAGGACUGAGCUCGUCCACAAGAUCUGGGACAAGCUCCAGAAACUGGGUACUGUGUAUGAUGUGAGCCAUUACAACGCCUUGCUGAAGGUCUAUCUCCAGAACCAACACGUCUUCUCGCCCACCGACUUCCUGGCGCAGAUGGAGAGUGCUGGUGUGCAGCCAAACCGGGUAACGUACCAGAGGCUAAUUGCCGCCUACUGCCACACCGGGGACAUCCAAGGGGCCAGCACAAUCCUGGGGUUUAUGAAGACCAAGGACCUUCCCGUCACAGAGGCGGUGUUCAGCGCCCUCGUGAUGGGCCACGCCAGAGCUGGGGACAUGGAAAAUGCGGAAAACAUCCUCUCUGUGAUGCGGGGUGCAGGGAUUGAGCCUGGGCCAGACACAUACCUCGCGCUCUUGAGCGCCUACGCUGAGAAGGGUGACAUCGACCGGGUUAAGCAGACCCUAGAGAACGUGGAGAAAGCCGACCUUUACCUCAUGGACCGCGACUUGCUGCAGCUCAUCUUCAGUUUCAGUAAAGCUGGUCACUCGCAGCACGUCCCGGAGAUUCUGGGCAAGAUGACAUAUGAGAGAAGAUACAUUCCAGAUGCGAUGAACCUCAUUCUGCUUCUGGUCACUGAGAAACUGGAGGACACGGCCCUGCAGGUGCUGCUGGCUUGUCCUGUCUCCAAGGAGCACACCAGGAGCGACUUUGGCAGCUUCUUUCUGCGCCACUGUGUGGCCAUGGACACGCCCGCAGAAAAGCUGCGGGAGUACUGCCGGCAGCUGAAGGAGGCCCAGAUGCACUCGUCCGCCCUGCAGUUCUCGCUCUACUGCGCGCUCGGGUCCAAAAAACUCGGGCUGGCAAAAACACUGAUGAAGGCCCUGCAGGAAGAAGGCUUUCCCAUCCGGACCCACUACUUCUGGCCCUUACUCGCUGCCCAUCAGAAGGAGAAAAACGUGCCAGGUAUAGUCGAGGUCCUCCAGGUGAUGCAGGAGAUGGGGGUGACCCCUGACCAGGAGACCUACAUCACUUACGUGUUUCCAGCCUUCGGGAGUGUGACAGCAGCCCGAGAAGCCCUGCAGGAGAGUCGCUGCCUGUCCGACCCUGGUGUCUUCUCUCUGGCCGAGCUGCGCACUGAUGCUGCCGCUGGGAAGCUGGACUCUGUCCUGUCGUUCUUGACGUCCAGCCCGCAACCCAUCUCCCUCACCGCCCUGAGAGGCAGCCUAGUCCUGGGCUUCCGGAGGUGCGUGGAUGUAGCGCUUUGGAGCGAGAUCACGAAGCUGCUGUACCAUGACCCUCGUUACUGCCAGGAACCACAGGGACCAGCUGAAGCUGUUGGCUACUUCCUUUAUAGCUUGAUUGACAGCAUGAGUGACUCCGAGGUGCAGGCCGAGGAGGAGCGUUUGAGACAAUACUUCCAUCAGCUGAGGGAGAUGAAUGUAAAAAUUCCCGAGAAUAUCUACAGAGGCAUCCGCAAUGUGCUGGACGGCCACCACACUCCUGAGCUAGCCAAGGACGUCAUUGCGCUGGUUGACCGAGAGAAGAUUGACUCUCGAAAAACAGUGCAGGUUGUCUCAUCUUCCGCUUUGGAGGAGACACUCGAGAAGAUGAAAGCAGAAAACCAGCCCCUGGGAGAGACCCUGAGGCAGCUCAUCCUGACGCUUUGUUCUGAGGAGAAUAUGCAGAAAGCUCUCGAGCUGAAAGCCAAGUAUGAGUCGGACAUGACCGUCAGUGGCUACGCAGCUCUCAUCGGUCUGUGCUGUCGGCACGAUAACGCGGAGGAGGCACUGAACCUGAAGCACGAGCUGGACCGCUUCGAUUCCUCCGUGGUCCUUGACACCAGCAAGUAUGUGUCUCUCGUGAGAGUCUUGGGGAAGCAUGGCAAGCUCUCAGAUGCUAUUAACAUUCUGAGGGAGAUGAAAGAGAAAGAUGUUCCCCUCAAAGAGGCCUCCGUGUUGUCCUUCUUCCACAUCCUCAAUGGCGCGGCCCUGAGAGGCGAGGCGGAAACCGUGAAGCAGUUGCUGGAGGCCAUCGUGACCCUGGGGCUGACCAAGCCGACCACUUCCCUCACCUCCCCUCUGGUCACGCUCUACCUGCAGAAGGAUGACCUGCCGGCUGCCCUGGACAUGGUCAUCGACUGCCACCAGAAGUACAAAACCCUGCCCAGGAUCCACGAUGUCUUGUGCAGACUCAUCGAGAAGGGCGAGACAGACCUCAUCCAGAAAGCCAUGGACUUCGUGAGCCAAGAGCAGGGGGAGAUGACGAUGCUCUACGACCUCUUCUUCGCCUUCCUGCAGACUGGGAAUGACAAGGAGGCCAAGAAGAUUAUUGAGACCCCAGGCAUUCGUGCACGUCCCACGAGGCUUCAGUGGUUCUGUGAGCGAUGCAUCGCCAGCAAUCAGGUUGAAACUCUAGAAAAAUUAGUGGAACUGACGCAGAAGCUGUUUGAGUGCGACCGAGAUGAGAUGUACUUCAACCUGCUGAAGCUGUACAAAGUGAACGGCGACUGGCGGAAGGCGGACUCUGUGUGGAACAAGAUGCAGGAGGAGAACGUGGUGCCUCGGGCCAAGACGUUGCAGCUGUUGGCAGAAAUCCUGAGGAGCGGCCAGCAGGAGGUCCCAUUCGAUGUGCCUGAGCUGUGGUACGAGAAAGAGAAAGACGCGCAGGCCUCCUCACCAUCUGUGCAGACGGAACUUCAAGACGCCCUGCUGAAGGCCUGCCGGCAGAAGAAGAGCCAAGAGGCCUUUGACGUCUUCCUGAGAGCCGAGAAGCAGAACAUUGUGCUGAGCAGCGACGCCUACAGACGCCUCCUGACGCAGCUGCUGGCCAGGGACAGCGACCUCGAGAGGGCCCUGCUGGUGAAGCAAGCCUCAGAAACCCACAUCAAGGGCUUCACACUGAACGUCGGCUGCAGCAGCCUCCUCAUCACUGCGCAAGUUAGGCGGGAUUAUUUGAAAGACGCCCUGGCGACACUGAAGGCAGCCUUCAGCCUACAGCAGGUACCCACACGCCUGUCCCUGACGCGGCUGAUCCAGGCCUGCGCCUUGAAGGGGGACCUGGACAGCGUCCGUGAGAUCCAGAAGAUGGUCACGGGGCUGGAGGCCUCCCUCGGCCUCUCGCGCAUGGUCUUCAUCAACAACGUCGCUCUGGCGCAGAUCAAGAACAACGCCGUCGAUGCUGCUGUGGAGGACAUCGAGAGCUUGCUCACUUCGGGGGACUCGGCCUUGGAUCCCCAGUACUUCGGCCUCUCCUACUUGUACAGGAAAGUGAUGGAGGAGCGGCUGGAACCUGCCUUGGAGCGCUUGAGCGUCAUGGCUGAGAGACUGGCCAAUCAGUUCUCGGUCUACAAGCCGGCCACUGACCUUUUCCUUCAGCUCUUGGAGUCGGGAAGGGCGGAUGAUGCCCGGGCACUGCUCCAGAGGUGCGGUGGGAUCGCAGAGCAGACACCCAUCUUCUCCGUGUUCUGUGUGAGGACGUCACAGAAGCGAGGAAAGGCGCCAACCCUGAAGCUGCUGGCAGAGCUGUUGCCUGAGCUGAUGGACACGGAGGAAGCCUACAGCUGCUUGAUGAAGAGCUACGCCCUGGAUGGUGACGUGGCAUCUGCGAAGUCCCUCUACGAGCACCUGACGACCCAUCAGCGGCCCCUGAACCAGUUGUUUCUGAAACGCUACGCUGCCCUGCUGAAGAGCCAAGGAGAGCCCGUGCCCUUCCCAGAGCCCCCUGAGAGCUUCGAGUUCUACGCCAAGCAGCUUCGUGAAUCGAAGGAAACCCUGUAAGCGCAGCUGCCUACGUAGAGCGAGAAUAAACCUUUAGCGGGA
Suncus etruscus (white-toothed pygmy shrew) is the source of this 4155-nucleotide messenger RNA. RefSeq names its product leucine rich pentatricopeptide repeat containing (gene LRPPRC). The record is from RefSeq and is a predicted model, not a curated record. Gene Ontology annotation, molecular function: protein binding. Lineage: Eukaryota; Metazoa; Chordata; Mammalia; Eulipotyphla; Soricidae.